Molecule: messenger RNA, 3215 nt
Organism: Oryctolagus cuniculus (rabbit)
Lineage: Eukaryota; Metazoa; Chordata; Mammalia; Lagomorpha; Leporidae
Source: RefSeq, a predicted model, not a curated record
GUGUGGAAGGCAAGUCCCAGGCCCUGCUCUCACCCCUCGGGAACGCCGCUGGAACCCUCUUCCGGCCAGCAGCUUUAGAAGAGUGUUUCUAUUUUUGUUUUAAUAUUUUAUUUACUUGAAAGGCAGAGUCAAGAGGUGGCGGGGUUCAGCCUUUUGACAGUUUUUUUAUUUAUUUAUUUGAAAGAGUUUAACAUAGAAGAGGCAGAGAGAAGUCUUCUGUCUGCUGGUUCACUCCCCAGAUGGCUGCAACGGCCGGAGCUGGGCUGAUCCAAAGCCAGGAGCUUCUUCUGGGUCUCCCACAGGAGUGCAGGGGCCCAAGGACCUGGGCCAUCUGCUGCUUUCCCAGGCACAUUAGCCAGGAGCUGGACCGGAAGUGGAGAAGCCAGGACACAAACCAGCGCCCAUAUGGUUUGCUGGCACUGCAGGCAGCAGCCUCACCCACCACAGCACAGCUCUGGCCCGAGUUUUUCUCUGCUAGUUAAAGUAGCUUACAGAUCUCCAGUUUUCCAAAAGGUCAAACCCUGGCUGUCCCUGUGCUUAAGUGAGCACACAGUCAUUCUAGAAGAGACCUGAUGGCAGUUCCCAUGGGACACGGCAUUGGUCUGUGGUGAUCUCAGCUGUGUGUGACACUCCCGUUCCGACUGGGACGAGUGUGACGUCAACAGGAAGGAAAGCUGAAGCAGCGGAGCGAGGGAGUUGGGUAGGAGAGAGUUGGUGCUCCACCCUUCUGAUGGGAGUCCCGUCCCUGCAGGGGAGGAGGGCAGUGCGUAGUGCGGCUGCGUUCUUUGGGCUAAGCUUCAGACAACAGGGGAGGCACAGAACCCACCUGCUUGGCAUUUGUGGGGCAGGCUCUCUUCAGACACUGGCCUGUGUAUCGGGCAGCGCGGAGCCUGGCCUGCCGCAGCCUUCGUGCAGCACUGUGAGAUGCGAGCUCUGGCCCCAGCUCCCCGCAGCGGUGUUGAUGGCGAGAUGACGCUAACUGUCCUGCCAGCUGGUGGUGGAGCCGCUGAACUGUACCAGUUCCCUCACAUCCUGUGUCACAGUGGGUCCUGGCCCUUGGCUGGGGCAAAGUGGAAAAAAGGGCUGCCAUCUCCAAAAACAUCCUGACGCCAAGCCAGCCAGAGUCCUGGGGUAGGCCAUGCAGUUGAGGCAGGCGUCCCUCCUCGGAAUCCUCCGUCGUCUUGGCCUCUGGCCUCAGCUGCCCCUGAUUCUGUGGUUUCCCUGGAGCUCUGUUGCGUGCUGGAGAGCAGCCGCAUGAUUCCGCCUUUGCUGGCUUCACUCACAGUGUCCAGAAUCAGGAGCAGUGACCACUGUAGCACAGCGGGUUAAAACCCCAGCCCGCAGUGCCCGCAUCCCAUAUGGGCGCUGGUUUAAAUCCCAGCUGCUCCCCUUCCGAUCCAGCUCUGUGCUGCGGCCUGGGAAAGCAGUAGAAGAUGGCCCAAGUGCUUGGGCCCCUGCACUGUGUGGCAGACCUGCAAGAAGCUCCUGGUUCCUGGCUUUGGAGCGGCACAGCUCUGGCCAUUUCGGCUAUCUGGGGAGUGAACUGGUUGGAUGGAAGACCUUUCUGUCUGUCUCUACCUCUCUAACUCUGCCUAUGAAAUAAAAUCUUUAAAAGUUUUUUUUUUUUUAACAGUGACGAGUGGCCGGCGCCAUGGCAGUGCCGGCACACCGGGUUCUAGUCCCGGUCAGGGUGCCGGAUUCUGUCCCGGUUGCCCCUCUUCCAGGCCUGCUCUCUGCCGUGGCCAGGGAGUGCAGUGGAGGACGGCCCAAGUGCUUGGGCCCUGCACCCCAUGGGAAACCAGGAGAAGCACCUGGCUCCUGCCUUCGGAUCAGCGUGGACGAGCACGUGGAGUGGGAGAAGCCUGAUCUUUCUCAGGCUGAGGUUGAGCAGAAGAUCAAGGAGUACAACGGCCAGAUCAACAGCAACCUCUUCAUGAGCCUGAACAAGGAUGGCUCCUACACCGGCUUCAUCAAGGUCCAGCUGAAACUGGCCCGGCCCGUGUCCGUGCCCUCCAGCAAGAAGCCCCCGUCCUUGCAGGAUGCUCGCCGGGGCCCAGCACGGGGCACAGCCGUGAAGCGCCGCACCUCCUUCUACCUGCCCAAGGACGCCGUCAAGCACCUACACGUGCUGUCUCACACCCGGGCCCGGGAGGUCAUCGAGGCCCUGCUCCGCAAGUUCCUGGUGGUGGACGACCCCCGCAAGUUCGCCCUCUUUGAGCGAGCCGAGCGUCAUGGCCAAGUCUACUUCCGGAAGCUGGCGGAUGACGAACAGCCCCUGCAGCUUCGGCUCCUGGCAGGACCGAAUGAGAAGGACUUGAGCUUCAUCCUGAAGGAAAAUGACUCCGGGGAGGUGAACUGGGACGCCUUCAGCAUGCCCGAGCUGCACAACUUCCUGCGCAUCCUGCAGCGCGAGGAGGAGGAGCACCUCCGCCGGAUCCUGCAGAAGUACUCCCGCUGCCGGCAGAAGAUCCAGGAGGCCCUGCACGCCUGCCCCGUGGGGUGACCGUGACCCCUGGAUGGCAGGAGAGUAGGCAGCGCCCAGCGUGUGCUGUGUGAGUGUGACCGGGCCCCUGGGGCCUGAGGCGUGAGUGCGGGGGGAGGCCCUGCCCUGGGGAGAAGGAGCCGAGCCGACAGCCGAGGGGCUGGCCCCGUGUCCAGCAGCGGGUUUAGCGGGGCCUGGCUUUGCAGCCCUCAGCCCGUCCUGUACUGGGUUGGAGGGAGCCAGGGCUGCCCUAGGCUUGUAGCAGGGGCGGAACAGACAGAAGUUGCCUUAAUUUGAGUCUCAAAGAUGAGACUUUUGGGGACCUUGCAGACCACACAAGGUCAUGUUUGCAGGGGUGAGGGCCUUCAUCUAUGGGGGCUCAGAAAAAGCAGGUAUCCAGGAAGAGUCCACGGUUCCUUCUGGGGGGCCUUCCGACUCCUCCCACACCUGAGGUCAGGGAGUGCUGGCGCCCAGUGCUGUGACAGUGCCUCGGUGCCUCCGCGGGAGGCUGGCCCUGGAGCAGGGUCUGCGUGAAUGUGGGCACGGGGCCAGGACCGUACCUGUGUGCAGGUCAAAGCCGGGGUCUCCCCUUCAGGUAUUUCCGAUGGAGUGUGUGAAUGUAUGUCAUGUUUGGUGGCCUCAGCCGAAUGCCUCCUGUGGGGAAUGGGGUGGGGGACAGUCGUCAUCACGGCCUGAGAGAAUUGGCUGAAUAAAGAUUUGCGGAUCCUCUCGA